Messenger RNA from Zophobas morio, 861 nucleotides. RefSeq names its product nucleolar protein 58-like. Lineage: Eukaryota; Metazoa; Arthropoda; Insecta; Coleoptera; Tenebrionidae. Bases 1 to 861 code for a protein of 286 amino acids. The record is from RefSeq and is a predicted model, not a curated record. The transcript has 4 exons.
AUGGGCAAAAAAGAACAGAGAAGACAGAAAAGAGACAGGACAGACCUAGAAGAAUUAACAGAGAAAAAAGGACAAGGUAGAGAAAAGAAAAAUGACAGAACGGAGAGUACAAUAGAAAAAGAACAGAUAGGACAGAAUACACAGAAAACAUAUAACGAACAGAAAGAUUGUGGAAAAAAGAACAGACUAGACAGAACGGAGAAUAUGGGCAAAAAAGAACAGAGAAGACAGAAAAGAGACAGGACAGACCUGAAAGAAUUAACAGAGAAAAAAGGACAAGGAAGAGAAAAGAAAAAUGACAGAAUGGAGAGUACAAUAGAAAAAGAACAGAUAGGACAGAAUACACAGAAAACAUAUAACGAACAGAAAGAUUGUGGAAAGAAGGAUAGAAAAAACAGAAACGCGCAGAAAGAACAGAACGGACAAAGGGGAAACAGAAAGGGUAGAAAGAAUAAAAGGACAAAAAUAUACAGAAAGAACAGGAAACGUAGGAAGGACAGAAAGAACACACAGGACGAACAAAAGGCAAGAAUGGACAGAACGAAUAGAAAGAGGGAAAAUAUAGGACAGAAAGAUAGAAUAGAAAAGACAGAAAGGACAGAAAGAUCAGUUAAGAAAAAAGAACAAAAAGGACAGAUCGAAGAAAACGAGGAGAAAGGACAGAAAAUACAGAAAGAACAAGGGGUACAAAAAGACAGGAAAAAUAAAAAGAACAGAAAGGAUGCCAAAAAUUUGAGCUGGGGAAAUAAGAAACAAAGAACUGAUAGAACAGAUAGGACAGAAAGUACAGAAAAAACAGAGAGAACAGAAAGGACCGCUAGGAUAGAACGAAGGAAAGGAAAGAAAGCAUACAGAGAGUAG